Penicillium brevicompactum is the source of this 1263-nucleotide messenger RNA. RefSeq lists its product as uncharacterized. NCBI's taxonomy places the organism in Eukaryota, Fungi, Ascomycota, Eurotiomycetes, Eurotiales, Aspergillaceae. Gene Ontology annotation, molecular function: oxidoreductase activity; FMN binding. The transcript is spliced from 3 exons. The coding region runs from base 1 to 1263 and encodes 420 amino acids. The record is from RefSeq and is a predicted model, not a curated record.
AUGAGUGACCCUACCAAUCCCCAUAUCAAAGAGCGCACCACACCCCAAUGGGGUCUCUAUCAGCGCGAGAACUUCUGGAAGCAGAAUGAAGGGAAGGCCCCUCUAUUCAACACAGACCCUCGCAAAAUGGAAGAAAGGGCCAAAGAGAAGCUCAGUGAAGGCGGCUGGUAUUACGCCUCCUCCAACGCCGGAAUGUCUAACACCCACCUGGCAAACCGACAAGCUUUCUACCGACACCGUCUGAUCCCUAACCAGCUCAUCGACACCAACAACCGGGACACGACAACAACUAUUUUCGGCCACAAAGUGUCAGCCCCAAUCGGCUUUGCCCCAAUCGGCAUAAACAAGAUCUACCAUCAAUCAGGCGAAGCAGCUGUCUCCAAAGUCGCAGGCGAGCUCAAUCUCCCUUACUGCCUCUCCACAGCCGGUAGCACCUCAAUUGAAAAGGUCGCAGAAGCCAAUGGGUCCGGACCCCGAUUCUUCCAGCUGUACAUGCCCCACGAUGACGAGCUAACAGUCUCACUUCUCACGCGGGCCUGGGAAAGCGGGUUCGACGCCUUGAUCCUUACUACGGAUACAUGGCAGCUUGGCUGGCGACAUGACGACGUCGCCUCGUCGAAUUAUGCAUUCUAUCGAGGCUUUGGUGCUGAUCUCGGUCUCACGGAUCCUGUUUUCCGGAAACGGUGCAAAGAGGAUGGAAUUGAUCCGGAUGUCGACGUGGUUGCCGCGAGUGCAAAGUGGAUUGAUUCUGUCUGGCAUGGGCGGGCGUGGUCGUGGGAGAAGAUUCCUUGGUUAAUUGAGACUUGGAAGAAGAUUAGUGGGGGGAGACCUUUUGCGAUUAAGGGUAUUCAGUCUGUGAAGGAUGCGAGGAAGUGUGUGGAGAUGGGGGUCGAUGGUAUCGUUGUGAGUAAUCAUGCUGGCAGACAGGUUGAUGGGGCUGUUGCUAGUCUUGAUGCGUUGGAGAGGAUUGCGCAGGAUGUGGGUGACAAGAUUUAUGUGAUGUUUGAUUCCGGGGUUCGUGGGGCAAGUGAUGUUGUGAAGGCGCUUGCCCUUGGUGCGAAGUUUGUGUUUAUUGGCAGACUUUGGAUUUGGGGGUUGAGUAUCCAUGGUGAAGACGGGGUUCGCCAUGUGAUGAAGUCUUUGUUGGCGGAUCUGGAUAUCCUGAUGGGUGUUGCUGGUUUCAACGGGGUUGAGGACUUUGAUAAGACUAUUCUUGAGUCGGACCCCAAGAACUAUUCGCUCAUCCCCCAGAAGACCCUGUAA